This is a messenger RNA of Manduca sexta (tobacco hornworm), 1370 nucleotides long. RefSeq lists its product as uncharacterized. The coding region runs from base 91 to 1089 and encodes 332 amino acids. The transcript has 3 exons. The record is from RefSeq and is a predicted model, not a curated record. NCBI's taxonomy places the organism in Eukaryota, Metazoa, Arthropoda, Insecta, Lepidoptera, Sphingidae.
GUGACAAAUAAAGGGCGUGACGUCAUGAUGUAAUAGUCUUAAUGUAAACAAUACGUGAGAUACCUUUAUUAUUCAAGAUUCUUUAAAAAAAUGGCUUCAAAGUCCUAUAGAAUAUGUGCCGUUCCUUUGUGUCAAAAUACAUGUAUCAAAACCCCUUCUAAAUUAUUUAUUCACGUGCCACAACCGCAAAAUCUUCGUGUAAAGUGGCUGCAGUUAGCACGACGUGAUCCGACCAGUGUAUCAGCAAAAUCCUCAAUUUAUUUUUGCGAGGAUCAUUUUGAUCUGCCCAAUGACAUGGAAAACUACAUGGAAUACAGUAUUAUGGGUUCUGUGUCGGCAAUACGAAUGAAACCCUGCUGUUUACCUUCUAAAUUUGAAUGUCAACCUGAUCGUUUGAAGAGAACGACCAAAAGUGCACCUCGGCCAGUGGCAGUAAAAAGACAGCGUGCAUCAUUAAUACAAGAAAUACUUGUACAGACAGAAACUGUCGAUACACCAUCCACUAGCAACAUAGGGACUGGAGAUUCACAAGUAAUGGAUGAAGAGUCAGAUCUCUUUGAAACGAACCAAAAUAAAUCAACCCAAGUGUGUCCGGAGUCUGAAAGUAAAAUAAUCCAAGUAAAUUUUAAACCAAAAUAUAGAAGCAAGGGCUUACAGACAACCAGUUUCAGCAAACACAAAGCAACAUCUACAGCAAUACAGUUUUCAUCUGUUGCAAUAUCUCCAAUUCAUGUUAAACCUUCAAGAGUUGGUCAUACUAAAAUAAAAAGAAAAUUAUUUACCAUUAAAGAUACAUUGGCAAGCUCAGAGGAAUCUUCACCAUCAAAAUCGCAACUUAAAACUGAUUCUUCACCAUCUAUUCAGUCUUCAAUUCUUCAAAUGACUUCGGACAGUGAUGAUCAAAAUAAAAAAAAUGUAGAGUGUGAACUAACAGUAAUAAGACAACAAAAACAAUGGGAGGAAUUUCACCAAUCAUCUCUUGCAAAUACUCUUAGACUAAUACAAGAUAAUCCAAGGUUUUACAUUGGCAUACUAAAAGAAUGUUAUUUUUUAGUAGAUCUUAUAAAAAAACACUACUAUUCCUGUUGAAAAUAUAUUGUUAUGCCUAAAAAAUAAGAUUGGACUCAAAAUUUGUUGAACUUGCUAAUCAGUUUGGUAUGUCAGUUUCUUACGCCAGCAGAAUCUUUAAGAAGAAUGUGCCAAUUAUUGCAAAAGCUUUACAUUGUUUUAUUAUAAAAUCUGAUAAAACUGCCAUAGAACUGAACUUACCUAUUGCUUUUAGGCAUAAAUACAGAAACAUUAAUUGCAUAAUAGACUGUCUGGAAAUUGAAAUCCAAAAGCCAUUAAAAUCUGUUGAUCAGGCUCUAACA